UAACAGCGUGGUAGGCGCCGCAACUCGACCAAACCACACGGGGAAACCCAAAUUCCAUCCCGACUUCUCUACCUCUCCGGCCUCCACCCAGGAGAGCCCUAAGCCGGAAGCGCCUUACCCUUAAGCUCUCUUGACCUCUCCCCAUGGCGUCCGCGUGGUGCCUCUUGGCGCCGGCCGCCGCGCCGGUGGCGGCGCCGGGCGCUCUCGGCGUCUCCGCCUCCGAAUCCAGAGGCGUCUUCGCCGCGCGGGCGGCGGUCCCUGCGAGGACGCGGCGCAGGUGGGACUCGCUCGUGGUGUGCGUAGCCCCCGACGAGGAGAAGAUUACGCGGCGCUCGCCCCUCGAUUUCCCCAUCGAAUGGGAGAAACCUAAGCCUGGGAGGAGACCUGACAUCUUCCCAAAGUUCAGCCCUAUGAAAACACCAUUGCCCCAUCCAUUACCAGCUGAUGAUCCAUUGGAUGAUGAUGAGGAAGAAGAAGAGGAAGAGGCACAACCUCAAGAAGAACCGCAGGAGGAUGAUCCUGACAAGGAGGAUCCUGAGGAAGAUGACCCAGACAAGCCAACUGAGUAAUUUUGGAUGAGGUGGCCUGUGGUAGAUAGAAGCCGUGUCGUAUCUUCCAGAGAAUAUGUGGGGUUUGAGCUAUUCAGAAAUGUUAGUUGUGUCGGCUUAUAUAGGCUCUAGACAUAAGUUCGCUCAGCAAGGACCUUUGAGCUUUUCUAAAGCUAUACAAAUUUUGUUCCACUAGUUUCAAUAUGAAUUUAUAUGUAUUCUUCUGAAAGGUAUUGGCCUAUACGACACAAUAAGCUGUUGCAUGUUCA
Molecule: messenger RNA, 817 nt
Organism: Triticum urartu
Lineage: Eukaryota; Viridiplantae; Streptophyta; Magnoliopsida; Poales; Poaceae
Source: RefSeq, a predicted model, not a curated record